Molecule: messenger RNA, 939 nt
Organism: Cynara cardunculus var. scolymus (artichoke)
Lineage: Eukaryota; Viridiplantae; Streptophyta; Magnoliopsida; Asterales; Asteraceae
Exons: 1
Coding region: 1-939 (312 amino acids)
Molecular function (GO): nucleic acid binding; zinc ion binding
Source: RefSeq, a predicted model, not a curated record
AUGACUUGGGGACAAAUGAAAAAGACGAUGAUGGAUAGGUACUGCUCGCAAACGGAGGUGAACAAGCUAGAAUCCAAACUCCUGAGAUUAAAGCAGGGAUCGUUGUCAGUUCAAGAAUAUGUUAACGAGUUUCUUGAAAAAGCGAGGUUCGCCAGUUACCAGGUGGCUACCGAGGAGAGAAAGAUAGGUCAUUUCAAGGAUGGCCUAAGUAUCGAAAUCAAACGUUACGUGGACAUGACCAAGCCGACCACGUUUGUCCAAGCAGUAGAAAUGGCAAAAGUAGCAGAAGAGAACAACGCUAGGGAGAACCAUGAUAGAAGGGAUGCAAAKAGAAGAUGGGAAGGAUCGAACAAGUCCGACAAGAAGCCAAAAUGGACUCCGACUUUGGCAAAAACACGAAGCGAGRGAUUCUCUAUUCCUCAAUGUAACAAAUGCAACAAGAGGCAUAAGGGAGAGUGCAGAGCAGGGAGCCUGACGUGCUAUAAAUGUGACAAACCGGGGCACACCGCACGAGAGUGCCCGAAAGGAAGGACUUGUUACGAAUGUGGGGCUACGGGACAUCUGCGUCCUGACUGUCCAAAACAUCGCAAUGGUGUGACACCUCACGGGAAGACAGUGAACAACGGAUUCGGGAAGAGAGCGGAAAAUAGGAAGGAACUGCCUAAAGGACACGGCCGAGCUUACAACAUGACUUUGGAAGAGGCAAAGAAAACACCCGACGUCGUAUCUGGUAUGUUCCCUAUCAACAAUGUGUAUGCACAUGUGUUAUUUGAUUCGGGUGCAAAUGGUAGUUUUGUGUCUACCACUUUCUGCCACUAUCUGAAUAGCAGUGCUCGUAGGCUAGACAAAACCUACACUGUAGAAACAACCGACGGUAGUCAGCGUAAGGUAGAAGAAAUUGUACGCCAAGUUCUCAAAAUGCGAGUUUUGGUUGCAUGA